Parastagonospora nodorum SN15 is the source of this 234-nucleotide messenger RNA. RefSeq lists its product as hypothetical. The record is from RefSeq and is a predicted model, not a curated record. The transcript has 2 exons. Lineage: Eukaryota; Fungi; Ascomycota; Dothideomycetes; Pleosporales; Phaeosphaeriaceae. Bases 1 to 234 code for a protein of 77 amino acids.
AUGCCGCACUCCAAGACCCCGGGCCAGUCCAACGCCGCUUCGGAGAAGUUCAACAAGCAGGAUGCUGAAGCAAAAGGUCUAGGCGCCUCGAAUGCGCCAGCCGCAAAGGAGCACUCUAAACCCGGCGAAGCACCGGUAGCCUCCGACAGUGGGAACUCGAAUGUGGGCGUUGAUCCCAGUGCAAACAACCCGGGCGAAAAAGGAAUUGGUGGACCAAACUAUGGAUCGCGAUAG